Molecule: messenger RNA, 2170 nt
Organism: Ctenopharyngodon idella (grass carp)
Lineage: Eukaryota; Metazoa; Chordata; Actinopteri; Cypriniformes; Xenocyprididae
Gene: rbm4.2
Product: RNA binding motif protein 4.2
Exons: 4
Coding region: 427-1578 (383 amino acids)
Biological process (GO): mRNA splicing, via spliceosome
Cellular component (GO): cytosol; nuclear speck
Molecular function (GO): zinc ion binding; mRNA binding
Source: RefSeq, a predicted model, not a curated record
AUAUUCCUACACAAUCAACUCUUCAUAUUACUCGAAUGCUAGUGUUUAGAUUUUUCAAGAAGGUAAUGCAGUGUGGUGGAAUACUAUAAUUUCUUAUUAUAGUACUAUAUUUAAUAAUACGGCGACGUCUACUUCGGGUAACUUUAUGUAGUCGUGCUAUAACUUAGCUUAGCUUUACAACAUUGGCCUACAACUCUACAAACAAACAGCAACGCUCAUCGGUCUUACUUAAUCGUGUAUCGGGCCUUAAAUACCUACUUUAAUGAUGAGAACAAAACCUACGGGGUUUAACAUUAAUUUGUUUGGGUGUGAUGAUCACGCGGAUACGUGGCCUAGCAACGCGAGUUAAUUCAGCUGCGCCAUAAAGUCCAAGAACUGAACCUGGUCUCCCGUUUUACGCACUUUUAUCAGGAAAACCAAAUAAAGAUGGUUAAGAUCUUUGUUGGGAACCUAUCCUCAAGCACGACCGCGGAAGAUCUGCGCUCUCUUUUUUCUGAGUAUGGCAAAGUAAAAGAAUGUGACGUCCUGAAAAAUUAUGGCUUUGUGCACAUGGAAGGUAAGCAGGAGGCUGAAGAGGCUAUCCGCAAACUCCACCAUCACGAGCUGAAAGGUCAAGCCAUAAAUGUGGAAAUGAGCAAAGGGAAACCCAGGGGCUCCACAAAACUGCAUGUGAGCAACAUCAGCAGUGGCUGCACCAAUCAGGAGCUCCGGGCAAAGUUUGAAGAGUACGGCCCUGUGGUUGAGUGUGACAUAGUGAAGGACUAUGCCUUUGUUCACAUGGAGCGAAUGGAGGAUGCCAUGGAGGCCAUCAGUGGGUUGGAUAACACGAGCUUCCAAGGCAAGCUGAUCAAAGUACAACUGUCCACGAGCCGCCUCCGUACAGCGCCCGGCAUGGGAGACCAAACUGGCUGUUACGUCUGUGGAGAACAGGGCCACUGGUCCAAAGAUUGCAGACGUGGCCAGAACGGUAGCUAUGGCGGAAGCAUGGGGGGAUUCCCUGGUGGUAGAGGUCCCCCAAGGGGCGGCCCGAGCUAUGGCAUGGGUGGCCCUGGAGGUCUUCCUAAUAGAGGUUAUCCAGUGGCAGGGCCACUUCCCCCUCCCCCACCCAUGAGCCGGCGCCCCAGCUACGGCGAGUACGGCGCAGAUGCUCGAGAACGAUACCCCAGCAGGCCACCGAGCGCCUAUCCGGAGAGAUCGUCCACAUAUGAGCGAGAACGCUACGGAAGCAUUGACUAUUACGAGAAGUAUCGGGCUCGUCCGGCUGGCUCUAGCUUCUUCGAGGAUAGGCCUCUCUCUAUUCCCCCUCCUCCUCCCCCUCCCUCUUCUUCCUCUCUCUCAAGGAUGCGGUUGGCUCCUCCCAGUCUCGAUCCCUAUGAGCGACGCCCUCUGGCGCCUCCGCCUCCCACAGCAUCAGCGUACUUCUCGCGGGACCGUAGCCCAAUCAGACGUGUGGGUGCCGGUUCAGAAGGCUACUCGUACGAGCGCUCGCGACUUUCCCCGGUCUCAAGGAGCUCAUCGACUUACUCUGUGCCGCGGGCCAGGGAGAACUACACCGAGCGGGUUCGAUACGCAUACUAAGCCACACACAUGCUUAAGGUUUUGUCAAGUGAUGAGAUUUCCCCUCCACCUAUAUGACUGCCUCGAUCAGACGCUCCAUCGGAUUUCAAACAUGCAGACACAUUGAUCACAAUGCUUAUUUGCUCUGCACAUUAAGGUUUUACCCAUAAUAUGGAAACUGCUGUUUAAUUUCCCCUUUCCAAUGGAGACUUUGAUGUAUGACUGCAAAAAUUAGUAGUUGUGAUUUUUGUUUACUGCUUUGCUUUUCACUUGUAUCCGGAGGUAAGGUGGGGUGUCUCGUGUCAGCAUUUUUUUUUUAACUCCGCUAUUGCAAUUAAACACACUUUUUGAGAUUUUGAAGAAUUUAACCCCCCCAAGUCAUGUUGUGAUACACUAUUAUUUACUUCUUUUUUUUUUUAAUGCUCCAAGACUUGUCUUCAGCUGUUGGGUUGGCUUGCCACUUAAUUUCUUUGAUUCAAGUUUUGUGAGGACAAUCUGGUUGUUUCUUUUUUGGCAAUAGCAUUGUGUAUUUUGGGGGGGGAGUGGCAAUUUGUAAUUAAUCCUGCAGCUGCAAUAAGCUUUAUGGGAAAAUAAACUAAAAUUCAACAUUCCA